Molecule: messenger RNA, 1905 nt
Organism: Colletotrichum truncatum
Lineage: Eukaryota; Fungi; Ascomycota; Sordariomycetes; Glomerellales; Glomerellaceae
Product: alpha-N-arabinofuranosidase A
Biological process (GO): L-arabinose metabolic process
Molecular function (GO): alpha-L-arabinofuranosidase activity
Source: RefSeq, a predicted model, not a curated record
AUGCAUCUAACGCGUCUACUGCUAUCUGCGGCUGUCGCUACGGCCAUCACUGUUCAAGUAUCCAAGGAUGGGGGCAAAGAAGCCGCAUCACUUCAGUAUGGCUUAAUGUUUGAAGAUAUCAACUACUCCGGAGAUGGAGGUCUCUACGCAGAGCUGAUUCGGAACCGUGCUUUCCAAGGCGACAAGUUUAUGGAGUCAACCCUCUUUCCAUGGGAGCCAGUUGGUACUGCUACUAUUGCACUUUCUCAUGAUUCCCUUCCGGUUUCCCCUGCUUUGCCGGUCUCCGUUUCUGUUACAGGAAAGGCAGGCGAGGUGAUUGGCUUAUCAAACCCUGGGUAUUGGGGAAUUGAUGUCAAACCACAGACUUAUACUGGGACAUUUUGGGUCUUGGGUGACUUCAAAGGCAACUUCACUGCGGCUCUCCGCAGUUCGGAAACAGGAGAGACCUAUGCUUCAACCGAAAUUCCCUCUAACUCCAAUUCCGACGAAUGGACCGAACAUGAAUUCAAGUUAAACCCCGAGGUGGCGGCCGGUCAUGAAACAAAUUUCACUCUAACCUACACUCUGGAAAGAGACGAACAGGCCCUGCAUUUCAACCUCAUUAGCCUCUUCCCUCCGACAUAUAAUGACCGCCCCAACGGUCUGCGCAUUGAUCUCAUGGAGACACUCAAGGAACUCAAACCCGGCUUUAUUCGUCUUCCAGGCGGCAACAACCUUCAAGGCUCACAGCCUGGCAGCCAUUGGAAAUGGAAUCAAACGCUAGGAGAUUUGGUUGACCGCCCCGGCCGUAUGGGGGCAUGGCGGUAUUUCAACACAGAUGGCCUUGGUCUGAUUGAAUACAUGCAGUGGUGCGAUGACCUGGGCGCCGAGCCAAUCCUGAUCGUCUUCGCAGGAUUAUAUCUAGGAGGAUCAGUGAUCCCCGAAGACGAAUUGCAUGUCUAUAUUGAUGAUGCUUUGAACGAGAUAGAAUUCUUGACUGGCGAUGCUUCAACAGAAUAUGGCGCCAAGCGAGCGGCACUAGGUUACGAAAAGCCUUGGAAACUGAGGUUCGUGGGUGUGGGCAAUGAAGAUCACUUCUCCAGUGGGAUGGCUUCAUAUAAUGCGUACCGAUUUAGAAUGUUCUUCGAUGCGAUUUCCGAACGCUAUCCAGACCUCACUAUCCUUUCAUCGACCGUUGAGCUGGACCCCAUUCCAGAUGGAGCUGCGUUAGACUACCAUGACUAUGGAAAUCCCGAUGGUGCAGUGAGAAAUUUCACUCUCUUUGACAACUAUACAUUGGACCACAAGAUCCUCGUUGGCGAGUACGGUGUCGCCAGGGACAAUGGCAACGAGGUUUUGUGGAGCAAUCACCGCCUGCGGCCAUGGUGGAUUGCUAGCGUGGCUGAAGCCAUUUUCUACAUUGGCACAGAACGCAAUCCUGACAAGGUCUACGGUGCCGCAUUCGCCCCGUUACUUCAAAACAUCAAUGAGUUUCAAUGGAGGCCUAACAUGAUAUCCUUCAAUGCGAAUACUUCAGCUACCGUUCGAUCGACAAGUUUCCAUGUCAUGUCGUUAUUCUCUCAACAUCGCUUGACCAAAGUUCUUGACGUGAAGAACUCUGAGAAUUAUGGCCCAGGAUACUGGGUUGCGGGAGUAAACGAAGAUGCUAACACUUAUGUAUGGAAAGGAGCUGUGUACAACUCGACAGAUGAUCAGGCAUUCAAUGUCGUUUUCCCUGACGCAAACAAAGGAUCCAAAGCCAGCCUUACCGUUUUGACAGCUCCGGACGCAUUCUCGCAGAACUUCUUUGAUGGGCCUGACGUUGUUCAAAAGGAAUUGCUAGAACUUGAGGCGGGAAGAAACGGCUUCGAAUUCACUCUUCCUCAGUGGUCAGUGGCUGUCUUGGAGUGGAAAGCCAAGAACUAG